AUGGCAACAUCAUCUAAUUCUACUACAAGACAAAUCGCUCAACAGAAUAUGAAUACUUCAAUGAAUCAAUCAUUAUCUAUAUAUGUUGGAAAUCUUUCAUUUAAUACAAUUGAAGAAGAUUUAAAAAGAUUUUUUAAUGACAACUGUGGUAAUGUCAAACGAGUCCGUAUUAUUUAUGAUAAUAAUACACGUCAAAGUCGUGGUUUUGGUUUUGUAUAUUUUAAUACAAUUGAAGCAUUUAAUGAUGCACUUCAACUUCAAAAUUGUCAAUUAGAUGGACGAGAACUUCGAAUUGCACCAGCUGAAACAAAAAAUUCUUCUACUCCUUCUUCUUCUUCUUCUUCUUCUUCUACUAAUACUAGUACUAAUACAAAUGCAGCUGCUAAUGUUACCAGCAGUGUUGUCCCUCAAACAACAAAUAGAUCAAGGACACAGGUAGUACAUUGUAAAAAAUCAAAUUAUGAUGUUUAUAUAGGUCGACCUUCAGAUUGGGGUAAUCCAUUUGUUAUCGGUAAAGAUGGUGAUCGAGCAGAUGUCAUUAGAAAAUAUCGCAGUUGGAUAAUGCGUCAACCGGAUUUAUUAGCUCGAGCUAAAAAUGAACUUCGUGGUCAAAGAAUUGCAUGUUGGUGUAAACCAGAAGCAUGUCAUGGUGAUGUUCUUGCUGAAAUAGCUGAUGCUGAUGAAAUAAAACAGUCAUAA
Messenger RNA from Rotaria sordida, 699 nucleotides. Lineage: Eukaryota; Metazoa; Rotifera; Eurotatoria; Philodinida; Philodinidae. The record is from the annotation of a GenBank genome assembly.